CACACACGCAGGCCGCAAACAGCACCUUUCGAUACCCCCACACACGACCCUCUGCACUACGUGUAUAUAAACAUGCAGUGUUUGUAGAUGUGUCAAGAGAAGAAGGCGAUCAGUCCAGCCGUGACGAAGUGUAAAGAUAGAGUGACAGACAGACUUAUACCUAAACACAGCUGGUCGACCAUCCAUAGUACCCCUUUGCCAUGGGCCCAAUCCCUGUCAUCGCUUUUGUGCUACUUAUCGGAGGUGUUGCAUCGCAAGAUUCCAUAUGCCCGAAGGACAAGCCACUAGUGAAUUGUUUGAUAGAUCCAUGUACCUAUACGGACUGUGCCCCCGGGCACAGAUGUGAGUCGAACUACUGUGGUGGGUGCAACGCCAAGUGCGUUUCAACGUGUUCUCAGGUCAUGUGCAGAAUGUGGUGCCCGGCCGGUUUUAAGAAAGACAAAAACGGUUGUGAGAUCUGCGAAUGUGUAGACCCUUGUGUGGUAGGCAAUUUACCCGUAUACCCUUCCUGACCAUUCCUAGCGCCCAAGAUCUUGGCUAUUUUGUCACAAGUGAUAAAAUUACGCUCCAGUCCGAGAGUUCUGAAUUUAGACGCUUCAAGGCUUAAAAAUUGAAACUCCACACAGUGAUAGAGUUCGUUGAAUACAGCUUAGGUGCAAAAUUACACCUUUCAGCUAUGUCCCAUACUCGUGUAGUAAGUCUCCAAACUUUAAACUUUCGGACCGAAUUUUCCAGGCGAGAGCCUGUUUGUUUACAAAAACCAUAGAUUCAGGUUCCUUUGGAAAUGUAGUCUUGUGGUCAUGUGACACACCAUCUGUCAAUCAAAGUGCCGAUGACCGAGAAAGGCUACAGUAGUGAAACUACGAGUGAGUCUAAUGCGGGAUAAAAUGCCUCAAGGAUAGACGAGAGAUAACUUGCGGAUUGAGAGAAGGAAGUAUUGAAAAGAGAGAAGGAAAGAUAAGAUGCACUCAAAACUAAAACUGUCGAGUAAGCCCCAAAGUUUAUCUUGAGUACGUAAGUAAAAAAUUACUGCAGUAACUUGAGCGACAACGACCUGUCCCUGUCACUAGCUGGGUCGGGAUUCCUGGUGACAGGGAUCGUUUUCCUGCGAGUUAAGUUGAAUGCCUUAUGUUAAUUUGGCCUUAUUACUUGUAAAAGAAAAAACCUAAACAGACACUAAGGCAAGAAUAUCUUAUACCGGUGGGAUGUAGAAGUUGUAAAAGUUAGACUUUCAGCUCAACAGAUAGCUCUCGUGGGUAGACUUUCAGCUCAGCAGAUAGCUAUCGUGCGACGGCUUUCGGCUCCACCCAGUCCUGGAACUUCAGGCUAUCUUGAAAUUCCGUUGUCAAGACACGUCGACAGCCAGCCAUACA
Molecule: messenger RNA, 1373 nt
Organism: Liolophura sinensis
Lineage: Eukaryota; Metazoa; Mollusca; Polyplacophora; Chitonida; Chitonidae
Product: bdellastasin-like
Exons: 6
Coding region: 201-512 (103 amino acids)
Molecular function (GO): serine-type endopeptidase inhibitor activity
Source: RefSeq, a predicted model, not a curated record